Molecule: messenger RNA, 354 nt
Organism: Aspergillus nomiae NRRL 13137
Lineage: Eukaryota; Fungi; Ascomycota; Eurotiomycetes; Eurotiales; Aspergillaceae
Exons: 2
Biological process (GO): transsulfuration
Cellular component (GO): cytoplasm
Molecular function (GO): pyridoxal phosphate binding; cystathionine gamma-lyase activity
Source: RefSeq, a predicted model, not a curated record
AUGUCUAACAUAAACGACGGAGGUCUCCCUAGCCACGACCUCCUACUCACUCUCCGCCAUCCACAAUUGCUAGACCCAGCUAACAACACGUUCUCAUCAUCCUAUAUCCAAAAGCCUUUGAUGCGUGGUGCAGACAUCCGGCUACAUGCUGCCAAGAGUUAUGGGGGCGAUAUCGGUAAUCCGGAUGUAUGCAAGGCCUUGUCAUUCAGCCAGAACGCAAUGGGCACUGUCCCCGGUCCCUUUUCUUGUUGGCUUGCGCACCGCGGCGGGAAAACCAUGCAUCUGCGGGCUCUUGCUGCGGCUCGCAAUGCCCGUAUCCAGGCCGAAACCCUCAACAGUCUGCUAGUUAUCCAG